Molecule: messenger RNA, 863 nt
Organism: Symphalangus syndactylus (siamang)
Lineage: Eukaryota; Metazoa; Chordata; Mammalia; Primates; Hylobatidae
Source: RefSeq, a predicted model, not a curated record
AGUAGGCAAUAGUGUCUUGAAACUUGUCGGCAUGAUUAUCAGGAGAUUGGGAACACAUGUAUUCCUGUUAUGAUUACCUCAAACAUCACAGAACAGCUAACAAGCUUCUCAGAUGUCAUCCCUUGCAUUCUUCUUAAGGUUGAGUUCCUGACAUCAUACUGGCUUUUUUUUGGGAAACUUCAGGCUACCAUACCUGCUUCAACUGUAGGAGAAUCUCAGCUUUGGAGAGCUGACCUUCCAGGUGAAGAAUUAGGCUUUGAUACAAUUUUUCUGGUACAGGCUGUAGAUCUGGUCUGGGCCCCAGACUAUCUUGCCUGUCCUCAAGAAUCACAACCACCUUGGAAUAACUCCUGGCCCACUCAGCCAGCACCUUUCCGGAAGCCAGAAGAACGAAGUGCCACACAUAUCAUCAGAGAGAAUUCCAAGAAAGAGGGAAUGAUCUAUAGUGUCUCAGGCCACAUUAAUCCUUCAAGAACAGUGUUAACUUUCUCAGGCUACUGGAACUCCACUUUUUGGAACUGUUAUGUUUACUGUUGGGGAGUGACUUUGGCACCAAGGAGAACUUGGCUCAAAUAAGACAGCAGUGUUUGCUCACUUUGUAAACAUUUGUUAUGAGAUCUUUGGGGUGUUACUUCACCAGCUGGAAACCUCUGUAGCUGGCGGGGCCUUCUGUCUGAGUACUGCUGGGGCUCGCUGGGCUCCUUCCGCCCACUCUGCCUGGCAGGCUGCACUCAGCUUGCACUACUGGCCUGAAUUCCACACCUGCCAAGGGUGAGCCAGGCAUGGAGCGGCAAGGGGUAUGCGGAUGAGUGAGCACGGGUCCGGCCACUGCGCACAGCCAGGCAUGCUGGCUGCUGCAGAGG